Recurvomyces mirabilis is the source of this 711-nucleotide messenger RNA. RefSeq lists its product as uncharacterized. Bases 1 to 711 code for a protein of 236 amino acids. The record is from RefSeq and is a predicted model, not a curated record. The transcript is spliced from 3 exons. NCBI's taxonomy places the organism in Eukaryota, Fungi, Ascomycota, Dothideomycetes, Mycosphaerellales, Teratosphaeriaceae.
AUGUUCACCAAGACUCUCAUCGCAAGCGCUUUCGCCAGCCUCGUCGCUGCGCAGUCUACCGUCUUGACCUUCACCCAUGUGCCCAACCCCAUCACGGACGGUCAAGCCCAAGCGAUCACGUAUUCCACGAACGAUACCACUACCCCCGUGACUAUCAUCCUUCGCAAAGGCGUUCAGACCGACCUCCAGACGAUUAGCACGUUGACAACCACCGCGACCAGCGGCCAAUACAUCUGGACUCCAUCCACCUCCCUCGCCAACGGCGUCGAUUACGCGCUUCAGAUCGUUCAAGGCAGCCAAUUCAACUACUUCGGCCCAUUCACCAUUCAAGGCGCAUCUGCAUCUGCCGUCUCGUCUGCAUCCGUCUCGUCGACAGCCAGCUCAAGUGCUUUCGCCAGCAGCACCAUCUCGGCCAAUGGCACCGCAUCCACAACGAUCCCGGUAGGAACAAUUGGCUCUGGCAUGGCUACGGGCACUUCCAUGCCCCGCAACACCACAAUGAGCAUAGCUUCGUUGACCAGCACUGGUUCUGCGACCAGCAUGACUGGAAGCGCUUCUACACACGCUUCCGGCACGAGUACAGGCGCGGCUGCGGGCUCGGCAUCUGCUCCUGCCAAGCCAUCCUCUUCGACGAGUGGUGCAUCUGCGAUCCAGAUGGGCAGCGUCCUCUCUCUUGUUUUCGGCGCGGCAGCUGCAAUCUUCUACCUGUAG